UAAGGAAGAAAGUGAAAAAAUGGAAACAAAAUCUAAGAAAGUACCGGACGGAGGUUAUGGUUGGUUUAUUGUCCUGGGAUGUUUUAUGGCACAUGUCCUCAUCGGUGGUUUCGAUAGAAGUGAAGGCAUAUAUUUUCUACAAUUCACUGAAAGAUUUGAAAAAAAUGCUCAGUUGACAUCUUGGCCAGGAGCUUUAGUUUCUACCAUUAGGCACUUUCUAGGUCCUUUGGCGGGGAUCUUGAGCAGCCACUACAGUGCCCGGACUACUGUCAUGAUCGGAACUUUAUUCAUGACGGUCGGAACUUUACUCAACGCAUUUUGUCCGGAUUUUUUCUUCUUGUUUGUGUCUCAUGCUGCCCUGCAAGGAUUUGGUCGAGGACUGAUGUAUGCACCUUCUCUUAUUAUUGUUGGAACUUACUUUGACAAGCACCGAGGUUUGGCUGCUGGGCUAGGGUGUUCUGGUGUUGGAGUUGGGACAUUUUGUAUUGUGCCAUUCACACAAUGGCUGUUUGAUACGUAUCUUUUUCAAGGUGCAUUUACUAUUCAAAGUGCUGUUGCGUUGAAUGGAUUGGUUGUGGCUAUGCUGUUUCGGCCUCUCAGCUUGCAUUUCAAAUUUACUGGCCAACAACGCAAUAGAGGCGUGGACAUUCAACUGAAGACAACACUGCUACCCAAACACCAGGAACUCGGGGAAAAAUCAGAUGUAAAGGGGUUAGAGAUAGGCGAAAAAAAUCAUUUACAAAUUCAGCCUUCUCCAGAACCAAAAAUUCACAAAGAUGGAUGGUUCAAGUCUUCGCUUAAUAUUUGCUUCCCAAAAGAAAACAACAAGCAACAGAGGGAAAAAAUGAGCCACUCGCUUCAUUUAUCAUUACUGAAAGAUGCGUCUUUUUGUAUAUUCUGUGUUAGCAUUAUGCUGUUCACAUCCGCCUUUAAGGCGGCCUUUACAUUUAUUCCCGCCUUGGUUAAAACUAAAGGCCUCUCAGAUAGUGAAGCAGCGCUUGUUUUAUCUUUAUCUGGCGUGUUUGACACCAUAGGCCGGAUAGUGGCGGGCAUUAUUUUAGAUAUACCAUCACUACGUCCACUUAGACCUGUUGUUUAUAACUUUUUUAUAUUUUCUAUAGCAGCCGUGUCCUUCACCAUGCCAUUCUUUACUAGUUUCUUAUGGCUAUGUGUGUUGUGUUGUGUAUACGGCACAUUAAGUGGAGCUUACAUAUCCCAAAAGUCAGUUCUUGUUGUAGAUAUCCUGGGGGUUGAGCAUCUAGCAAGUUCCUUUGGUCUCCUGAUAUGUUUCCAGGCUGUAGGGACAUGCGUGGGGCCACCACUAUCAGGUGCCUUCAGAGAUGCCUUUGGCAGUUAUGAUGAAGCAUUUUACUUGGGGGGCAGCUUCAUGAUUGUAGCUGGAGUUCUUAUGGUUUUAUGCAACAUUUGUCUCAGGAAAAAGCAACACAAGAAAAACAAUAAUGAGAUAAAUAUAGAAAUAAAAUUAUAA
Molecule: messenger RNA, 1489 nt
Organism: Physella acuta
Lineage: Eukaryota; Metazoa; Mollusca; Gastropoda; Physidae
Product: monocarboxylate transporter 12-like
Biological process (GO): monocarboxylic acid transport; transmembrane transport
Molecular function (GO): monocarboxylic acid transmembrane transporter activity
Source: RefSeq, a predicted model, not a curated record